This is a messenger RNA of Penicillium riverlandense, 1518 nucleotides long. Its product is annotated as CRAL-TRIO domain-containing protein. The record is from RefSeq and is a predicted model, not a curated record. Bases 1 to 1518 code for a protein of 505 amino acids. NCBI's taxonomy places the organism in Eukaryota, Fungi, Ascomycota, Eurotiomycetes, Eurotiales, Aspergillaceae. The transcript is spliced from 4 exons.
AUGACUAUCUCAUCCGAUCCGCUGUCGGGGUACGUGUAUCACCUCACCCAAAGCCAGGAAGCAAAACUACGAGAGUUAUGGAUCCUCUUGUUCAAUUCGGCAGCUUCUGUACUGUCUGCUGUGUACGACGUUCCGAUCCCACAAGGCUCACCCCAUCAGCUCUUUGAGGCUCUAGAUAAUAUCCAGGAACCGUCUGUGGAUGCAAUUUUAGCUGCAUUAAAUAAGGAGAAGCCUACUUCAUCGGCUGCAAACAACUUGUCUACUUCAGACACAAAUGGUGAAAAUAAAGAACAAAAGGCUCUUGACAAGAUGGAGUCUCUGAUCAACAAAGAAGCCGAAAAGAACAUCAUCUCGGAGAUGGCUUCGCGGAAGGUGACACCGGAACAUUUUUCUAUGCUAUUUAAACAGCUUCGAGAUAUGGGCGUUCCCGAGUCGGAGAUUAAGUCCAUGCAGACAAUUUUGUCCAAGCUAGGCCCAGAGGAGAUGGUCUUUGCGGUGCUGAAAAUGAUUAAACAGGAGCACCCAGAUGCCCUGCUUCUUCGUUUUCUACGAGCCAGAAAAUGGGAUGUUGGAAAAGCCUUUGCAAUGAUGACUUCGGCAAUUUUAUGGCGAAAGGAAAUCGAAGUUGAUGAUGAUAUCAUGCCUAAGGGCGAGCUUCACGCUCUGCAGCAAGCCGAAGAUGAGAAACUCAGUUCUGCUGCGCGGAAGGAAGGACAGGAUUUUAUUUCACAGUUUGAGAUGGGCAAGAGUUAUCUCCAUGGAUUUGAUAAACAGGGCAGGCCUAUUGGUGUUGUGAGAGUUUGUCUGCACAAGCCUGGAGCUCAGAGUCAGAAAACUCUCGAGCGGUAUAUUGUCCAUACCAUCGAGACGACACGGAUACUGGUGACUCCUCCAGUGGAGACAGGUGGAAUUGUCUUUGAUAUGACCGGGUUCGGGUUGUCGAACAUGGUAGUUACAAACCUCGCCCUGGAAUAUUCACCAGUCAAAUUUAUCAUAAAAUGUUUUGAAGCCAAUUACCCAGAGUCAUUGGGCAUACUUCUUAUCCAUAACGCGCCAUGGAUUUUCUCUGGAUUCUGGAAAAUUAUCCAUGGCUGGAUGGACCCGGUAGUUGCCUCCAAAGUCCACUUUACCCGAUCAGCAGAUGACCUGGAGAAAUUCAUCCCUCGAGAGAAUAUCCCCAAAGAGUUGGGCGGGGAAAAGGAAUGGGAAUACGAGUAUGUCAAGCCAAAGCCAGACGAAAAUACGGUCAUGCAGGACACAAAGACCCGGGACGCUCUAAUGUUCGAGAGGAUGAUGAUCGGUCUGCGACUACUCGCUGCAACAGCGGCAUGGAUUUCUUCCACGACAUUUUCGGAAAAAGAAGAUGAAAAGACGGUGAAGGAAUUGAAGGCCAAGAGGGAGGCAAUUGUUGAGGAGUUUCAGAGUAACUACUGGAAACUGGACCCAUAUGUUCGGGCAAGAGCGCUGAUUGACCGCACUGGAGUUCUUGAGCCAGAUGGGACAGUUACCGUCUCGUAG